Thlaspi arvense is the source of this 588-nucleotide messenger RNA. Lineage: Eukaryota; Viridiplantae; Streptophyta; Magnoliopsida; Brassicales; Brassicaceae. The record is from the annotation of a GenBank genome assembly.
AUGGCUACUUUCCUCACAGCUGUUUCAGUCAAACCUAAAGUCUUCUCAUUCCAGUCAGAAUCCUUCACUUCUUUGCAGACGCAGUCCAAUGUAUUCUCCCUCAAAGCAUUUCCUUCUCUCGCCGGAACAAUCUCAAUCUCCCUUCCACGGAGCUCCAGGAUGAGAUUCAUUCCCCAUGCGGUGAUGGAGACGGAAGAGAAACCCGCUCUGGACCCUAAUUUGGAAUCCUCCAGGCGUGUCUACAUCGGGAACAUACCCAGAACGGUGGAUAACGAGCAGCUCACCAAAAUCGUUGAAGAACACGGCGCCGUUGAAAAAGUUCAGUCCGAAGAUUCGGCGUUUGUAGAUAGCCCUUACAAAGUGUAUGUAGGGAAUCUAGCAAAGACUGUCACAAAAGAGAUGCUUGAGAAUCUGUUCUCAGAGAAAGGCAAAGUUGUGAGUGCCAAGGUCUCAAGAGUACCUGGGACUUCGAAAUCCACCGGCUUUGGAUUCGUAACCUUCUCUUCAGAAGAAGAUGUUGACGCUGCCAUUUUGGCUCUUAACAACUCUUUGUUGGAAGGACAGAAGAUUCGGGUGAAUAAGGCGUAA